Messenger RNA from Hydractinia symbiolongicarpus, 1865 nucleotides. RefSeq lists its product as uncharacterized. The transcript has 3 exons. The coding region runs from base 764 to 1498 and encodes 244 amino acids. The record is from RefSeq and is a predicted model, not a curated record. NCBI's taxonomy places the organism in Eukaryota, Metazoa, Cnidaria, Hydrozoa, Anthoathecata, Hydractiniidae.
GAAAUUGUACAUGUGCUGGAUGGUGCAAUAAAACUAAAAAGAAUUAAACUAAAAAACUUUCAAGUAACUUUUCUGAUAUCAAGGAUGCAAAAUCCCUGGGAACGAGGGUGUUUAAUAAUAAAACUUUUUCUAAGCAAACCGAAACUGGCAUGAUGUCUUAAACUAUUAAAUUAUGAUAAUCUUCUAUUUAUUCUCUCCAAUAUUGAUCAGAGACAUAAAAAUUUCAACCCAUCAACCGAAAUAUAUCAAAAGACCGGAUUCUGCAGUCCACACAAAUUGCCGAAAUAAGCGCACUGUAAAUUUCACACCGUUAGAAAUUGUUGGAUCAAAUGGAGAUACGCAAUCGCCAGAUCAAAGUUGAUUAAAAAAUUUAGGUUGAAAAUUUCUAUUCUUAAACUUUUAUAGAUUCCAUAUUUAGAGAUUUCAUAUUUCAAGUUUAUUUAUUCAUUCAGGGAAAAAAUACCCAGUAAAUUGUCAGGAAACACGAAUAUAAACUGAAACAUAUAUAUAAACAUAUAUAAACAUGUAACCUCGUCCACAGGGCAUCUUCUUCUUAACUGGUAUAAAAAAAGAGGCAAAAGGGGGUGGGAACAAGGUUGAUAUAAAUGUCUUCUCAAACUUUUACAUGGCUGUUUAGUGUAUGAAUAAAAACAUAUCAUGAAUAUUUAAGUCCAUUUAACAGUUGUAUUAAAGAAUUCAAAUUAAUACUCUUUAUCAAUGAAAAACUAAAAAGGUGAAGUUGAGACGAAAAAAUUAAAACAGAAUGUUUUUCUUUUUAAAAUACUCACUGUAUAUUUUAUUAACUCUUUUAAUCGCCUCGUGGAUAUGCAUGUUGAUUUCUCUUGGGAGUACGUCCUGGUUGAAAAUAACAGGCAUUGACAAAAUUACUUUACAUGAAAAUGUAAAUAACACAGUUACUGAACCGUCACAUCUUCCUGGAUUUUUAUUGGAUAUCACAUUCACGUUUGGAUUGUCAACAUACUGUGUCAACUCCUUUAACAACAAACUGAACGUUACAACGGAGAGAUGCAAGAAGAUAUCACAGACACAUCCAGAUAUACUAAAACAACUUAACAUAAACGAGCAAGUGUUUAAAGACGUCCAAAGAUUUUUGACACUGGCUAUAGUGUUCAAUGCGUUUGCAGUGAUUAUAACUAUAUUUGCGAAAAAGUUUGUAAAGAAAUCACUGGAAAGAUACAUGAAUUAUGCAGCCAUUUUGUUUAUUGCUCUUUCAGGUAUUGGUGCCAGCGGAAGUAUUAUAAUCGCGUACCGGUCAAUGCAUGGAAAAUCAACUGUUUUUCAAUCUAAAUUUGGCGUCUUUACUGUGACAAACGUAAUAACAGACUUUUCAUUUCUAUGUGCGUGCGUUGGCAAUGUGUUUUUGCUAUUGACGUUAGUCGUGUACAUUACCGAACAAAAAAGUGCAAAGAAGACAGUUCAAAGUGAAGUUAUGUCGUAUAGAAUGCUGUCACAGCAUUCAGAAGUAGAAGUAGAAUAAAAUUACUGCUUCACAGUAAAGAAAACGAGUCCACAAGAUGCAUGGUUUUUGAGAAAUAUUCUCUGAUCGCAGUAACCAGAUGUUUCUUUAAAAUGGUAACACUAAAGUUGCUUAAUAGCAGACACCUUUUUACCACAGACAAUUUACUCAGGGCGAAAGAAAUCCAUGUAAAAGACAUUUUAUAGCAGACAUCUCUUUUUAUCACACAUCACUUUAAGUUUGGAAUUUAUAUUACCCCUAGAACGGAAAUUUCUGUAGCGAACUCGUCCAAUAAUGUGUCUUAUUCACCAUAUAAAACAAUUUCUAGGGAGAUCUUACUUGAAUUUAUUGCUUUUGUUUUCUUGAUUUAUUAAAUUUGAAUAAAAGA